Molecule: messenger RNA, 910 nt
Organism: Gadus chalcogrammus (walleye pollock)
Lineage: Eukaryota; Metazoa; Chordata; Actinopteri; Gadiformes; Gadidae
Product: required for drug-induced death protein 1-like
Exons: 2
Coding region: 38-526 (162 amino acids)
Source: RefSeq, a predicted model, not a curated record
CACAGCGCGUACCACGGGGACGGGACAGGGCGGCGACAUGGCCCGCACGAAGAACCGAGAGACCACCUGCUCCGGUGCUGGAAGCACACCCGGAGAAGCGGCGAGCCUGCCGGGGGACGGCGCUGCAGCGGCCGGGCGAGAGGCUCCUUCUGCCGGCUCCAGGACCGGGGCAUACAGUCCGUCCCCGGGCUCCGCGGCCGGGGAAGAGGCUCCGUCUGACGGCUCCGAGGCCGGACCUCGGAAAGCCAACAAGAGUUCAAAGGAAGUUUAUUUUGCGGUCCUACCGGACAAAUACCAGCCUCUCCUGGAGGAGGAGGAGGAGGAGAGCGAGGAGCAGAGGUGGAGGAGGAAGGAGGAGAAGAGGAGAAAGAAACGGGAGAAACAUAAGAGGUGCAGAAAGAGCUUGGGGCGGGCCCUGCGGUGGACCUGGCGCUCGCUGGUUGCCGGGUUACAGAGUCUGGCCGCCGUCUACUCCGCCCCCUUCACCGCCCCCACCACCCUGGCAGCCGCCUGCAGCAAGGCAUGAUGGGAAGACAGAGGACACACACUGCACAACACACACACACACACACACACACACACACACACACACACACACACACACACACACUACUACACAACAACACACACACACACACACACACUGCACAACACACACACUACUACACAACACAUACCCUACUAAACACACACACCCUACUAAACACACACACUGCUACACAACAUGUACACUACUAAACAGACACACUACUACACAACAACACACACACCCUACUAAACCUACACACUACUACACAACAACACACACACACACACUACUAAACAAACUACUCCACAACUACACACACACUACUAAACACACACACUACUACACAACAACACACACACACACACUACUAAACACACACAC